AUGGGGGAUUACGGGUUUGGAGUCUUACUGCAAAACAACACUGGCAACAAGUCUGCUUUCCCAGUUAGAAUUCAUCCACAUCUGCAACCUCCACACCAUCAUCAGAAUGUGUCUCAAAGCCCUGCUGCAUUUAUAAACAAUACCACAGCUGGUAAUGGCAGUAACAAUGGGUCACCUUGGCUGUUUUCAGCCACAGCUGCCCACAGCAGCAUGCAAGAUGAAAUUCUUGGGUCAGAAAAGCCCAAAGCCCAGCAACAGGAAAUGCAAGAAACGCAAGAAAAACAGCAACUGUCCCCUGGCCACCAGGAGUCUGGAAUCAUAUCUGAGUUAGAGAAGGCGAGGUCAGAGGAGAACAAGGUGGAGGGCGGCCCCUCCGAGGGUAGCAAUGGAAAAGAGAAGCUGCGCCUCGAGUCCCCAGUACUGACAGGCUUCGACUACCAAGAGACAUCAGGUCUUGGGACUCCGGGCCAGUCCAGUACCUCCUCGUCCCUGACUGGCUUCAACAACUGGUCAGCUGCUAUUUCCCAGACCCCCUCCACCAUCAUCAACGAGGAUGUCAGCUUCUUCAACCCAGCUGCCUCUGCUAACAACGGGCCCCUCCUGUUUCAGAAUUUCUCCCACCACGUCAGCCCAGGCUUCGGGGGAAACUUCUCUCCCCAGAUUGGACCCAUCUCCCAGCACCAUCCCCCACACCCCCACUUUCAGCACCCCCACAACCAGCACCAACAGCACCGAAGGUCCCCCGCCAGCCCCCACCCUCCUCCCUUCCCCCAUAGGAAUGCUGCCUUCAGCCAGUUGCCGCAUUUGUCCAAUAACCUGAAUAAGCCCCCGUCACCUUGGGGUAGCUACCAAAGCCCUUCUCCCUCUCCCUCCUCCACUUCCUGGAGCCCCGGUGGGGGCUAUGGUGGCUGGGGAGGCUCCCAGGGGCGUGAGUACCGUCGGGGCCUCAACGGAGGCAUGACUCCCCUGAACUCAAUCUCCCCACUGAAGAAGACCUUCCCCAACAACCACGUGCCGUCGCAGAAGUACUCCCGCACCAGCCCCGGCUUCAACCCCAAGUCCUGGAUGGACGAGAGUGUGAGCAGGAGCGAGAACAUCUUCCCCUUCCAGGUCAGUGAAUAGUUCUCACCGCUUUUAUAUCUCUUAAUUCUGUAAUGAUACUUAGAGCCACUCAUUGAGAUGUAAUUGCAUUUUGUGUACCCAAAGGCCCUACUCUACAUUAUAUGAUGAAUUUGUCACAGUAUUAAUGUUAGUCCUAUGCUUUAAUUGCCAGAGGCCCCUUAUAACUAGUGUAGCUCUGCCACUGCAGUGAUGAUGUCCCACUAUAUGAGAUAGAGAAGCUAUGACAUAGCCUAGAACGUAUCAGAUAUUUUUCUUCAGCCAGAGAACACGCGGUAGAGUGUAUAUAAUAAUAACUCAAGACUAGCGGUCUACGCUGUCUUUAUAAUGCCAUUGCAUUUCUAAUGCAAUUUGAUAGCACAAUGUGAAGAUGACUUAGAUAACAGUGUUAUGCGCAGAGAACACUGAUAGGAUUGAUGGAAACGGCAUGGAGGUUCUUUUAUUGAUCAAGCACAGGGGUGACUGCGUCUGGGGGGGGGGGUAAAGGUGGGUGCGGGGGUUGGGCUGGUAUAUGUGCUGUAAGGCCUGAUUGAAGGCUUUGAGGAUCUCCUUCCUACCCAGAAGUGCUGCAUCAUCAGCCAUGAUGCCAUACCGACCAUGUUAGAUAUUGAUAAUAGCCUAACUACUAUGUUACUGCAGCACACAGCAGUGCUGUGCCCUUGUUGGUUUAGAAUCACCCUGUGCUGCUCAGGCUAGCUCGAUUGUGACACUGCCCUCUAAAUAUAUUGGGGGUAGAGGGCUAGAUUGGGGGUUUUAGCUUCCUGAUGCAGGCUGUAAUACUUCAAUUGUAUUUUCAAGAGGCUGAAUAUUCUCACAUUUCGGGUUAGGUUGGCCUGAUGGGCAGUUUGAGAUGCAGAGCGUUGAAUAGAGACUGUCAGAAUGAAGGUGUGCUCUUAAAAUCCAUUGGAAAUGAGGUUGAAUCCGCUGCAACAGUCUCUAUAUCGAAGGGUUGAGUAGAGAAAGGACAUAGGCUACUUUCGUGUGACUGGACCGUUUGAAAGUGCUGUUGAUUUAUUACACAGCUAUUCCAUUUCUACUGUACAAUCAUGUUUAGUCACACACUAGGCUAACUCGCAUGGUUGUAUUCUAUUUUCAGUGUUUCCCCUAGGAUUUUUUUCAGCAGUGGUGGCAAGGCUAGCGGGGGUGGGCGGUGAGUGCAUUGCUACUAGCGUAAGCGCAAUGACAUGCUAGCUGUUCCCAUAGACUUCCAGUCAUUGAGCCAACGACUAUCCAUUUAAAAGCGCAUCUCGGCAGAAAUAUAUAUAUAUAUAUUUAUAUAUGAUGUAUUACAUAUUUUUUGCAGCGUUUGGUAACAAUUUAGCAGCGGUGGGUCACCGCCACUAAAUGAAUAUAGGAGAAACACUGAUUUUUGUACUAAGGACAUUACUACAUAAUAACUAGGUUUUCUGUUCGUCUCUGUCCCUGACCAAGCAAUGUUUUCAGCUUAAAGUGGACAGUGAUGGUGAACACAAGCCCAUUUCCAUGGAUCACAUGCCUUUCUCUUGUGACUGCCAGGCAUUUCCAAAUGGCUCCACAUAGUUUCCAUUUUCUCACAGAGGCAACGUGUGGGGGAUUGUGGUGUCCCUUUUGGAGUUAUCUUGUCCUGUUUGUUUACUCCCUAUUCAUUCUUAACCACUUACCUGUUUUAAAAUAAUAAAAUGCAGCAGCCAAUAGGCUGUCACCUCUUUCCUUUUUUAGCAUAGCCUACAUCCAUCAAGUUGACACAACAUUUAGGCUACAUUGCUCAAGUAACAUUGUGUAGAAAUACCUUAAUGUCUGCAAAACCUUGGCACCAUACCAUGUAGCAGCACCUUUUCAUAGAAACCCUUGGUUAUGUUAAUCAACGCUGGAUGAUGUUCGUAGCCUAUUUAAAGGAGGCUUCACUGACUGUUUAGGUGUAUGCCUUGGGGACUUAACUAGUUACAUUGAUACAAGUGAUGCGAUACCCAUCUCUUAGUCAGAGCUUAAUGGCGCUGGAAGUUUCCAUAGGCCUCCUGUGUCACAGCCAAGAAUAUCUCAUGUUUGGUGUGAAAGCAGAGGCUGUCUGGUGGGGGAGGAGAGCACUGGUUCCAUGCAAGCUGACACAGGUGAGGCGUUCAUGAUUAGGCUAACCAGCGGCUUAGGGAGAAAAUAAGAAGGGAGAUGCUGCUCCCACUCAGGGGAGAACAAAAACGGGCAACAAAAGGUUUGUCAAGAGACAAUGGUGCUAAAAACAAAAGGCCCCUCCUUUUAUUUAGAUGUGAUGUGCAUCCUGUGAUGGCCUUGGGCUGUGCUGCUACUGAUCACAGAUCAGUACUGUACUGGGAGACCUAGACCACUGUAGGAUGGCUGUUUGUUUAGCUGGCUAGGCCACUGUCCUCUGUUUGUUUCUGGAUUAGAGCAGCUUUUGCCAUUGGGUGCAGGUGCCCGUGGCAAACAGUCAUAUGUUACCUUGGUCUAGUGUCAUCUCUCAGGGAUUAGUGACUGUGCCUCCCAGAGAGGGGAUGUCAUGAAAACAUUAUACAACAUGGACAGUGGACGAACACACACGCCAGAAUCAUCUCUGGUGAUAUUCUUUCAAAGAUUCUACAUAUUCCAUACAUGGAGAGGAGACAGUUUGUGUGAAUGGCCCUGGUCCCUACUAUACUGCCUUUGGGUAUGGUGCUAGAGCUAUGUUAUUAGGCCUCUGCACUGAGGCAAGGUAGGUCUUUCACUUUCUAAAACCCAAACCCAGGCAGCCUCUUAGCCCUGUGUAAGCUGCUCUACAGCCUUCCUUGACUGGGAGGGAUAGGGCCUGCUGCCAUGUAACAUGCCUGUGGAUUUGGGGCUGGGUAGGCACCCAAAGGGCCACAUUAGCGAUCUACUUGGGAAAUUGUUAGUAGAGGUAGGUUAUGGUCAUGGUAUUCUGGUUAGCUAGUUUAAAUUGACAUACGUUUGCUUGCAUGUAUAACUGCUCCAAAUCAGAAUUGAGGUUAUUAUCAUAUUAGCUUUUUUUCAUUGAACCAUGCAAUAUAUAUUUAUGCCCUAAUAGAAUUAUGGGAACAUUGGGCAGUGCACAAGGACCUUAGUGCUUGGUGAUUGCGUUGUCCUUGUACACAAGGCUGAACAUUUGAAUCUGGAAUUCAUUUAAUAUUUUCUCAUUUCAAAGAGAUUCAUAAAUCCUGAUUUGAAUAGGUAUGACACAAGUCCCAGUAAGUCAUUAGUUUAUAGGAGACGUUGCUGCAUUGUGUUUUUAAAAUCUAUAAUGCAUUAAGAACAUCAAAAGUAGUCUAUGAUAUCCAUUGGGUCACGAUUUGGCAGGAUGUCUUAUCAAAAUAGAAAACAUCUACCCCAAAGGUCUCUUGUUCACAUCACUGUUGGGUAUCAGUUGACAGUGUGCUAAGGGGAAGAUGUUUUCGAUCAUGUGCACUACACUGUGUGACUGACUGCUGUUCUGAGGUCCGUUCCAGAUGUCAUCUUUUGUUCUACUGCUAUAGUUACAAGCCUCAUUCAUUAAUUGUCAUUCAACACCUCGUUUACGGCCAGAACACUCUUCCAGCUAUUCAAAUUUCGAGGACAUCAGCCAAUUAGGCAUGAUCCUAUGGCGUUAAAUGCGGCAAAUGUCCCUGGAAUAAUUAAAUAACCAUCAGUGAGUAGCGCACAACUGUGUUCUUAUGUUCUAUUCGCCCUUCUCUUACCCUCGAACAACGUUUUGAAACAGGAAGUAUCUUGUGUGUUGUAAUAUGAGAGAGAGAGAGAUGUAAAAGAAAUGUCAGAAGUGUCACAGGCAUUUAAUACCCCUUCUCUGAUUAGGCUCUGUUGCUGUUCUUUAAUUACUUUAUCACCAAAGUAGAUCUGGGUCCCCCGUGGAACCAGUCUGCACCCCCUGCCUCCCUAACCAGGCUCUGGGGCUGGAUUAAUGGGCUUGAGGGUGUUUUUAAUGUGCAAGGCUUUGAAAAACCUUGACCAGCAACACAAAAAUCAACAGUGUCAAAGCUGGGCCCCUUAUCCCUACCUCCCUCCCCCGUUCCAUUCCCUUUUUCAUUAGUAUAGCCGUGACAUUGUAGAUUAAUGUUGUAGCAGAAACACCCUUAGCAUGCCAUACUUAAUCAUUCUGCUCAGGGUGUUUCAUCAAGGCCUAUUUUAGCAGUGUUCUUCACGUUGGAUAGUUUGGCCCUAGCUUCAAGCUCCCAAACACGGGCUCUCUGCCUGGAGAGAGUUAUUAUAAUACAAAUGGGUUACACCGGUUUGGUCUCCUUCACUGUUUUCUUCUUUGUUACACCGGUUUGGUCUCUCCCUGACUGUUUCCCUCUUUCUUUUGUCUCUUUUAUAAGGUGCACCUAUUUUUCCUCAUAGUUGGGAUCGGGGGAAUUAUUUUAUUACAUUCCUGUAUACUCUACCGUUCAAAAGUUUGGGGUCACUUAGAAAUGUCCUUGUUUUCGAAAGAAAAGCAAUUUUUUUGUCCGUUUUAAAAUAACAGCAAAUUGAUCAGAAAUACAUUGUAGACAUUGUUAAUGUUGUAAAUGGCUAUUGUAGCUGGAAACGGCUGAUUUUUAAUGGAAUAUCUACAUAGCCGUACAGAGGCCCAUUAGCAGCAACCAUCAGUCCUGUGUUCCAAUGGCACUUUGUGUUUGCUAAUCCAAGUUUAUCAUUUUAAAAGGCUAAUUGAUCAUUAGAAAACCCUUUUGCAAUUAUGUUAGCACAGCUGAAAACUGUUGUGCUGAUUUAAAGAAGCAAUACAACUGGCCUUCUUGAGACUAGUUGAGUAUCUGGAGCAUCAGCAAUUGUGGGUUCGAUUACAGGCUCAAAAUGGCCAGAACAAAGAACUUUCUUCUGAAACUCGUCAGUCUAUUCUUGUUCUGAGAAAUGAAGGCUAUUCCAUGCGAGAAACUGCCAAGAAACUGAAGAUCUUGUACAACGCUCUGUACAAAAAUUGCUUUUCUUUCGAAAACAAGGACAUUUCUAAGUGACCCCAAACUUUUGAACAGUAGUAUAUGUGUGACUCUUCUAUUAUGUAAACUAAAUGCGUCAUCAUGCUUCUGUUCGGCUGGCAAACCAAAAGUGUGUGCUCGCAUACUCCCUUAAAAUACCUUCGCUUGAACGUUUUGGAAAAAGCGGCAAUGGUACUGUUUGGCCAUUUUGACACGCCAUAGCCACUUCCUCAAAAUAAUCAGAAUUAAUCUAAUCUGUCAUUAAUUUAACGUUUUUGCAGAGGGGAUCUUAGUCGUGCAAUUUUACAUCCAAACUAAGAUGUUUGGUGCAGUAUUUCUCAAUGAGAAAAUGUGCAUGAAAACGAGUCGUCUCUCGUUGAAUGACGACAGACUUCAUUGAAGAAUCCCUACAGCUGACCAAAUACAGAUGAAGGGGUGUAGACUUCGGCUCCCGAACUUCUGCUGGCCUCGAGAAUAAAUGUGUGCCCAAACAGCCAAAAAAAGUCCAAAACGAACAAAAACGUCACAAAAUGUCGUCAUAAUAUAUUCUCCAACUCUUCUGAAACUGUUUUGGCUGGGAAGCAUGCGGACGCCUAAAGCCUGACUUUUUUUAAUUUACAAUUUUUCUGAAAGGUUAUUGUUGAGGUUGGUAAGGAAGUGUCUUAUCUGACCUGCCCACUUUUCCGUGUGUGUACCUUGGAGAUGAACCUAACUUAUCUUGUGAGGCUGUGCGAUAGAGAGACACACUGAGGGCCGGGCAGGCUCAGCUUGCCCAUGCCAUGUGUGCUCUUAAUGGCUGUGUGUGUGCGUCUACGUACGUAGCCUAGCCCUUCUAAGCUUCCAGGGAUGAGUGCUGCUGCCUGUUCAUCAGAUGGGAGGAGGUGUGUAAGAGAGGAGGGGCAGAUCAGAUAGUUAAUCGCUGUGGUUGCCAAUCCAUUCAGAUGCUUAGCAACAACCGCAGCCAUGCUUGUGCGUCGUCGUGGUGGCGGAAGGGUUUUACAGGAUCUUGCACACACCUUUUAUGGCAUCUCCUUACUUAUUACUGUACUAAAACCCUUCCUGCUUUGCCUCCUAGGGUAGGUCUAGGGUUGUUUUUUUCCCCAACUGGGUUUAGUGAACACAAUGUUUUUUUUGGCUGGGUAGAUUUAGUUGAGAAUGUAAUUUGUAAUGAGUGUUCUUGCAGUAAUCUCUGGUAGCCUAUUUGACUUCAAGUAGUUCAUGUCUCCAGUGCAUUGUAGAAAAUAAACCAUAGUCGACUGCAGCACCAGCCUGCUGGUGAUGGUUUGGUUGUCCCUCCCAAGGCCAUGGUUGUUAAUGUUAUUACUUUAAAUGGUGGCCAUGGAGCAGUAAACACCUGCCUAGCAUGAUGUGUAUUUUACCUGAAGGUGAUAGGGUGUAGCCUAAGUUAUAUAAAGCAUGGAUUUGUCAGUAAACAGUAUUGAAAUACUUAAAAUUGGGCUUUUGUAGAAAUCUAAAUGUGAUUCCAUAACAUGUGAGACAUGACCAUGUCCAAAACACCACAUGAGCCUUCAUACUAGUGCUUCUCCAGUCAUAUGACAGCCAGUCAACUGUGAAUAAUUUCCAGCUCUUGUGCAACAAGCCUCACAUUAUCAUCAGGUAGGACUUGUCUUGUGUUAUUCCUGGCUGGCCUCUGGUAUGCCAUUCACUAGAGGGUUUUUACCUGCUUGCUGCUCAAGUAAUUCUUAGAAACGAGCCGAGACUACCAUUUUUCAUGGAAAGUGUUCAUUAUCCAUAGAAAAUAAUCCAAGUCAAGGACAGUGAGUGAGAGGCUGCCUUGUUUUAGUAGUAGGCCUGGAUAUUGUUUUUGAAAACAAGUUGAACUGCUGGCUUAAGAACGUGUUUGGUUUAGGUUAUGAGCGCCCUCUUAUCGCACUGCCACGUCGAGCCCGACUGGCUGAAAGAAUUGAACAUUUCCAGUUUGGUCACGGUGUCAGUCCUUUUCAUGGUCUUGUGUUUAAAGUUAAUCUCAAUCAUUGUUUGCAUGAGCUUCCUCUGCGUGCACUAUGAGCCGACGACCUGCAUUCUGUACAGAAUAAUACUUGCAAUGAAAAUGUGUAGAUACAGAUUUACAUCAAUAAGAGAUGAAGCUAUACAUUAAUUAUAACACAUCAACACUGCAGUAAAAAGUAACUGUCACGAUUUCAUUUACUUCACAUUCACAGUAUUUUGUAUUCCAUGCAUGAAGUAUCAGUGUGUGUGUGAUGGGAUGAAAGCCUAAUGGAAAUUUCAUGGCGUCAGACUCAGAAUAUAGGCCAAAAAAUGUAACAUUUAACCAGCGGCAGCUGCAUCCCUCUAAAGCAGAACUCUCAUCUAUCUUUUACACAGGAGCGCACCAGAUCCUUUGAUGGCUUCAACAUGCACUCCCUGGAGAACUCUCUCAUUGACAUCAUGAGGGCCGAGCAAGAUACCCUGAAAGGUAAGAUGACAAUCACAGCAACAUCAGGAUCACAUGUCCGGUCACAAAAUUGCUGUUAGUGGCCGUAUCUUACAACCUUUGUCCUCCAAAUCUGCUGCAAGGUCAUCGAGGACAGCUAUGUCAGACAACUGCUGAUCUGAGCUUUCAUUUCAGCCCUAGAGUAGACUAGGAAAUAAAGCGUGAAGGCUUAUGUAGGCUAUUCUACAGAGAGUGCAAAUGGACUUAUGAUUGUGCAGUAGGUGUGUAAUGGUACACAUUCGUACCGAACCGUUCGGUACGGGGACCUCGGUUCGGUCCGCACUGUGAACCCGAAUAAAUACAUAAUAAAACAAUUAAUGAAACCCCUAGGCCUAUAGGCUAUGCCGGGUUGUAUGCCAUUGCCACUUGAGUAAAUCGGAGCUGAAAAAAAGAUUGUAGGCUGUUCCGUUAAAGCUACAAUAUGUAACUUUUUGGGCGUCCUGACCAAAUUCACAUAGAAAUGUGUGUUAUAGAUCUGUCAUUCUCAUUGAAAGCAAGUCUAAGAAGCAGUAGAUCUGUUCUAUGUGUGCUAUUUCUAUGCUUCCAUUUCUGAAGUUUAGUUUUUUUGUCGUUUACUUUCGGUUUUGUACACCAGUUUCAAACAGCAGAAUAUACAAUAUUUUGGGUUAAGGAAAAUAUUUUUCUCAGCGGUUUAGAUGGUACAAUGAUUCUCUACAGAAUGAUUGCGUUUUUUGUCACAUAAACUGAAAUUAGGCAAACUAUUAGAAUUUUAGCAACCAGGAAAUGGUGGAGCGAUUUCUGCAUAGUGCGUCUUUAAAACAACUAAUGCUAGAAAUUCUAGACUAUUCCUGAUCUGGCACAUCUUCGCAUCACCUUCAGCAUUCAAAUGUUUGUAAAAUGGCUUGCGCAACAUUAGGCUUUAUUAGUUGAGUGACAACCAAUGUAAUUUGCUAGGUGAUUUUUAUCAAAUGCGCUGUUGAAAAUUGAGUUUUACUGGAAUAAAAGUAGCCUAAGCUACUGCAGGAGACACAACUCUCAUCUGGCUAUAGGCUAUAGGCUACCUUCUAAUCGGGGCUUACAUUAGAUUUUAUUUAGAUUGUUCUGGUUCACCAUCAGCAAUAGUUUUGGUAGUUUUGCUUGAAACAAUUAGUAUGGUCAUUUUUACAUAUACAUAGUAAAGUUGAUAAUUUCGUAACGAGGACAGCAAUCACUUUUGAUACCCGCACUGCAUGGUCGAACCGGGAUAGGAGGAGGAGCUCACAUCCAGUCUGACAACUUCCUAACGGUCCAAAAAAUGAUAAUAAUGCAAACAUCCCCCCCCCCUCUGAACUGAUAGUGGGGGUGGUAGUUUCCCUUAUUUUUUUAAACAUUUUAGUCAUUUAGCAGACGCUCUUAUCCAGAACGACUUACAGUUAGUGAGCGCAUACAUUUUUCAUACUGGCCCCCCGUGGGAAACGAACCCACAACCCUGGCGUUGCAAGCGCCAUGCUCUACCAACUGAGGUACAGGGGACCUUAUGGCUCAGCUCAGGUUCCUACAUACACCAUAGACAUAUUCACACACCACAUAUACACACACACACACAGAUCCAGCUCAGAGAGGCCCAGCUCAUGAGCUCCAUCCGCAACAGAUGUUAAUUUAGAAUGGAAAAUGAAUGUGUUUGUGCAUCGAUUCCCCGAUUCCUUCCUCUAAUCAAACCGAAUCGCAAGAAUUGUUUCAAACUCAAACGUAUCGUUCCUGUAUCGUAUCAGAGCCCAUGCAUCUAGACACACUACCGGUCAAAAGUUUUAGAACACCUACUCAUUCAAGGGUUUUCCUUUAUUUUUGACCAUGUCUUAAAUUAACCGUCUCUCUUUGCUUAUUUUAGCUGUUCUUGCCAUAAUAUGGACUUGGUCUUUUACCAAAUAGGGCUAUCUUGUCACAACACAACUGAUUGGCUCAAACGCAUUAAGAAGGAAAAGAAGGAAAGAAAUUCCACAAAUUAACUUUUAACAAGGCACACCUGUUCAUUGAAAUGCAUUCCAGGUGACUACCUCAUGAAGCUGGUUGAGAGAAUGCCAAGAGUGUGUAAAGCUGUCAUCAAGGCAAAGGGUGGCUAUUUGAAGAAUCUCAAAUAUAAAAUAUAUUUAGAUUUGUUUACACUUUUUGGGUUACUACAUGAUUCCAUACGUGUUAUUUCAUAGUUUUGAUGUCUUCACUAUUAUUCUACAAUGUAGAAAAUAAAGAAAAACCCUUGAAUGAGUAGGUAUGUCCAAACUUUUGACCGGUAGUGUAUGUAUCUAAUCAUUUACAUUUUAGUCAUUUAGCAGACGCUCUUAUCCAGAGCGACUUACAUGAGCAAUUAGGGUUAAGUGCCUUGCUUAAGGGCACAUCGACAUAUUUUUCACCUAGUCGGCUCGGGGAUUAGAACCAGCGACCUUUCGGUUACUGGCACAACGCUCUUACCCACAAAGCUACCUGCACAUCCUUAACUUGCAUGUUUCCCCUUUUCUAUGUCUAUUUGAAAUUUUGAAUGAAUGCGUGCUAACAACAUUGAGUGGCAUCGCUCUCAAUGUCAUGGUCCCCACUAGACCUCUCAACUUUGCAUUGCAAAAGGUACAAAAGUCCCAUCAUUUCAGGUGUAAAGUCAAAUGGAGUAGACAGACAUAGAGAGAUAAUCACUGAUGGGACUUCGUUUUCCUUCCAACAGCUUCCUUCUCGUUCCUAGUUACCUGUAUUUCCCCAUUACUGUUCUUUUGAGGUCAUUGCAGGUGAUUUUGUGAGCAGCUGCCCAACUUUGGUCCAUUAGAACUGUGACUCUGCACGCGUACAGGACAAUGCUGUGGCGCAGCAGAUUGGUGUUAGCAGCAGCUACACUGACCAAUAAACGCCUGCAUCUCUGCAGCAGCACUGGGCUGGCUGAUGGAGCAGCCCUCCACUGGAGCCUCUUUCCCUGGCCCAGCCAUGCCUGGAGGGGAGCACGUGCUAGGUGUGGUGACAGGCCAUCUCCGUGGUGCUGGUAAUGCAAGGCUUCUUCAGGAUUAGUCAGUCUGAUCCAGGAUGUGGAGGGUGGAGACGGUGUGACGUGGAGGAAGGGACUCCACCACUAAUACAACUGUCUGCUGCUUCCCUUUUUAUGUAGGAUUUUGUAUCGGGUUAUAAUGAAGUGAAGUGAGGAACUAGAGGUCAGGUUUUGGGGUUAGGUGUUGGUUGUGUGGGAGGUAUUUUCAUAGCUGCAGCUAUUGAAGGGUUGUAAAUGCAGCGUUUGCGGCGGUCUCUAUAGGUUGUCCAUCUGGUUUGUGAAGCAAACAUUGCAAACCGGAACGUUUGUUGACAAAGUCAACAACUUUGUCACACACUUCAGGCUCUCGGCCUCUGAUGUUCUCCAAUCUAGUUUGUGCCACUGCUGAUUAUUGCAAUGAUGCUCCCAGUGCUGCGUGCCAGCUACAGAAGGCAGAGAAAAACAUCAUUAUGAUGCAUCAUGUGCCUUGUGAGCAGCAGCUCCUCGCCACUGUCUCCAGGGCAAUGUGUUUCUACAUUAGAAAGAUCCACACAGACGCAGGCCCUACUCCUCCUGUGUCCUGACCUUACUGGGGCGCUUUGGGUGAGCUCCAAGGGUACCAAAGCAGUGCCCCGGCCCCCUAUCCCUAAUUGAAAAUAAUUAUCUGACCGCCAAACGUGAACCUCUGUAGAACAGAUUAAAAGGACAAUCGACUGAAGAAGUGGCUUUGAAUCGAUUCCAUCCUCUGUGACUAAAAAGAGCACUCUGUUCUCUGAAAAGUUACAAAAUGGUGUGUUGGCUCUGUCACCAUUAACUGCUGAGCCUGCCUGCCUGCUCUCUCUCACUCUUUGAUUGAAUAGGUGGAGGGAGGGGAGGGGCUUAGAGAAUUUGUGUGAUGGAACGGAAUUCACCAGUCACGGAACUCUCCACUAGUCCACACAGGAGCCAUGUAUAGAGAGUUGGUCAAACAAAAAAAGCAAAAUAUUAUUCCAAUUCUAGACAUUCAGUUAAAUAGCAUUAUUUAAAUAUUCUCCAUGUAAUGCUUAUGUGACGCUGACAUGGCUGCCAUAUCAUUUUGAAGUGUCAUGUAAAUGCAUCAUAAUGCAGAAACCUCAAUGGCCCAACUCUCUCUAAAUACAUGGCUCACAAUGGGUUUACUAUUACGAGGGCUAAUGUAACCACGGCUCAUUUUGUGUAUUGCAGCGUAUGCUUGUGACUGUAUCUCUUAAUGAUUUAUACUCUGUUUCCUCUCACUAGGUCGCCUAGGAUUCACCCAUCCAGGGGGAGAUAGUCCUUUGCCCAUAAAUGGUAUGUCAAUGGUUUUCUAGCACUAGUGCUCUGAUGGCUUAACCCAUGCUUAACCCAUGGAUGGAUGGAGGGUGAAACAAGCCAUAUGUUAACAUAGUCCGCAAGAUUAGCAGCAUCAUGUCUGUGCUUAGCGUGCUCUUGAGGCACCGCUGUGGGUUUGCUAAUCUGUGGACGACUCUUCUUACGCCAUUAGUUAUUUUUAAUGAUUGAUAUGGAUUUAUUGAAUAGUAAUCUUUUGUGGACAGAUGCACGUAGAAUUACUGGUAUUGUAGCAUCUGUCAACAGACUGUGUGGGUUGCAACCACUAACGAGGAACUUGUUUCCGGUGCGUAGAUUUUUCAGCACUGGUAAUUACAAAAAAAUCACGAUUUCGCAGGUGUAAGCAUCAUUUGAAUUUCGGACUAGGAGGGGACAUUUGGCCCAUAGACUUGUCUGUAACUUCCAAAAAGAGAGGGGGUGGAGCUCCUCGUUCACCUAGCGCUCCUCGUUCUAGUAUCUUUUCUAACAUGUCUCCCCCAGAACUGAAUCCAUUUUUUUGUUCUGGGUUAAUUGAAUAGUAAUAGGAUAGGAAAGCUACGCUAGGCUAAUUUACCAAAUCUACUGGAGUCUUUGAUCAUUUUGGUAAUUAACAGAUCAUUUAUUGUAACUUUGGUAAUUUAUACUCAAAUAACUUUUUUAAAAAUGUAUUCAUAGUAUUCAUUUUUUUUAUAUUAUAACAUAUUAUAUAUGAGUUUCUAGUGGAUAGACCAUAUGGUUCAAGAGAAAAUAGCCUAAUGAAUGGAUAAAAGCAUCUAAUCAACAAUGGCAUUAUUUUCAAUUAACUCUGCAACUCUUCCAACCAUUGACUUUUUUUCACAACUGCCACAAGUUUGGCGCCAACACAUUUACAACAAAGACAUAGUAAAAUAAACAUUGUUAUAUAAAGGAGAUUUCAUGCUGAAUCCUUCAUAUUAAACAGCAUUGGAAUUCACUAAGUUGAUGGUUUAUAUUUAGGAUAAUGUUUUACUGCUUUGUCAUUCUAAUUUCUAUUUUAAAAUCGUAUAACUAAGAUGACUGCACUUCGGCUUAUGCAUAUCAACAUACAGUUGAGGAAGCUGUAUUUUUUUAAAAUUUAAAUUCUUUAUGAACAUGUCACUAUCUCUAGGCAAGAGGAGGUUUCAUUCUCAAGUAAGAACACACACGAGGAGCUUAGUUCUUUCAUUGCAUAGGCAAGAUAUGAUUUUAUAUAUUUUACAUAUGAUAAGGCCACAGAGGGCCGGAGGCUAUGCUAUUUGCAUUCAGCCAGACCUCUCAUUUGCCUAGCUAUGCAAUGAAAGAACUAAGCUCCCUGUAUUUGUGUUCUUACUUGAGAAUGAAACCUCCGAUUGCCUAAGAAAUAUAAUAAUACAGCUUCCUCAACUGUAUUUUGAUAUGCAUAAGCCGAAGUGCAACUGAGAGCCCAGUGAUCCACCAUGGACGCUCUCCCUGAGUCUCAUAGUGUUAGCCUAUAUUGCGCCGUCAUAUGGUCAGACAGUGAUCAAACAGUACAGAUAUUGGUCCUGCAUCGAUACCAUUCAGAGAGUACUAGUCUUAGAGCGGCAGUCACACCAGCUGAUAGUUACUCUGUGGAACACACAUAUGGGCACACACGUGUAUCAGAGAGCGUGUAAAACCACCCUCCACUGACUUCCUGAAGAGCUUCUCUCCAUCUGGCCCAUGGAAGGGAGUGCGUGCGUGAUCCUCAUGAGGAGUCCAGGAGACGUGUAGAGACGUGACAGCCCAGCUAUAUCAAGGGUGGAUGUUCAACACAAGGGCAUCCUCUGGCUGUGUCUGCCAUGUACUGCUGGGCACUGAGGAGGCAAUACAGGACUAAUCAUGUGUAGGAUUUGACUGAAAAGGAGAAGGGCAUGUGUUGAAAACUGUCAUUGCUGGUCACUGUUGAUGUUCUGUGCAUCCCUUUGUUCACCUGUCUUGUUUUUACAUGCAGCAAGGAAUUAUGGGAGGAGACGAGGUAAAUAGAUUAUCUUGGGUUAUUCAAGUGGAUUAUUUUUUUUUUUUUACCUUCAAAACGGGCAUCGAAAGACCCUGUCUUUUGCAUCCAUGUUCAGUCUUUGUGAAGGGGGACAGUAUGUGUUUGCAUGGAGAUGUUGUGCUUCAUUGUUGGUCUGUUGGUUGGUCUGGCAUGUUGGUGUUUUUCCCCUCAAAAGUGUAUUAGUCUCCAAGAGCUUUUGUCUGUGGUGUUGUGGUUGUCAGCAUUACAUUUGUUUGUGUACAGAGCGAGAAACACACUACACACACGUCACACAGUCACCACUAGCCGACCCCCGCCCAGUACCGUGCCCUGUAUUUGAGUCACUGUCACUAGAUGGCUACCACCCGGUUACUCUACCAUGCACCUUAGAUGCUGCUGACCUAUGUACAUAGACAUGGAACACUGGUCACUUUAAUUAAUGUUUACAUACUGUUUUACGUACUUCAUAUCUGUAUACUGUAUUCUAGUCAAGGCCUAUCCUAUUUAACUAUUGCUGUACAUAAAUAUUCUUCAGAUAUACUACAUUCUAUCCGUAUACUGUCCAUAUUGUCUAUACAUCCCAUCAUAUAUAUAUAUACACUACCGGUCAAAAGUUUUAGAACACCUACUCAUUCAAGGGUUUUUCUUUAUUUUUACUAUUUUCUACAUUGUAGAAUAAUAGUGAAGACAUCAAAACUAUGAAAUAACACAUAUGGAAUCAUGUAGUAACCAAAAAAGUGUUAAACAAAUCAAAAUAUAUUUCUUCAGAUUCUUCAAAUAGCCACCCCUUGCCUUGAUGACAGCUUUUGACUAGGGCCCAUAGGGAAUUUGGGAUGCAGCCCUAGCUCCUCAAUGGUAUAUUACAACCGGUUAGAUGGAGUGUUGCAUUUCAUCACAUCAGCAUGUAUGUAAUGGGGGAGAAGGGAGGACUUUCGUACAGCUAUUUGUGGGGACUGUGUGUUUGAGCUGAAACGGGGGAUGGCUGGUGUAGUUCUGUGCUGGGGGACGGAUGUGGAGGGAGGGAGGGAGGGAGGGGGGAGAGGGAGAUUGAUUAAAAUCCCUGGCUCAGUCCCUCUUACACAGCUCAGCAGGGCCUUACUCUAGCAUUGUCUCUGGCACUCAAUGACUCAUGUGAGAUGAAUUACUGGAAAAUGGGCACGUUGUUGUAGCUAAUAUUACUAGGCCAUACCUAACCAUGCAAUGAUAUUCCCCUCACUCAACUCAUGUUGAUAAACCUAGGAAAUAAACUCCAUGAGUGUUGAUCUUUUUUUGUUAUAUCGGUGUUAUAUCAGUUGUGUUAAGUAGCCAUGUAUCAUUGGCUGACUGUGUGCGAUCCUCUCCUCAGGCCAUUCUUCCCUGUUCCCCAUGGAGGAUGGUUUCCCUGACGACGAGCGUGGCGAGCAGAGCCUGCCUGGUCUGGGCUCGCCCCACUGCUUCCCCCACCAGAACGGGGAGCGCGUGGAGCGCUACUCCCGCAAGGUCUUCGUUGGCGGUCUCCCCCCUGAUAUUGAUGAAGGUAACCUUUUUUACAGCUUCACUGGACAACACUGCUGACGCCAGUCACAUAGGUGGAGGUAAUGAGCUGUGAACACAAGGAUGAUACUGGACUGGACACCUGGUUGAUAGGGUGGAGGUCUAGAAUGUGUAUGUCUUCAUGGCCAGUAGGGUUACAUGACGGAUGUUAAAGAUGUCUCCCUUUGUGACCAAUUUCUGCCGUAGACUUUCACCAUACAGCGCUGCUCUGCCAUUUUUCUCACUGCAUGACACAACGUCGUGUGUUAUUUAGUUCAGUUUCUGCCUGGUUCUUAUUGCUUCCUGAGGGCUUUGGCUCAUGAGUAUGCAUAGUUGUAGUACAUUCUGUGUGUUUUGUAGAAUAAGGAGUGGAGAACAGAUUCGUGUUGCUGGCAGAGGAUUUGAGAGGACAACUGAGGCUUUGCUUGUUUUCUGGAUGCUACCAUCUGCUCUGCUUUAUGCUCUCCGUUUACCGUUACAAUCCACACCCAACGUAACAGGGACUCACAUAUCCCUGUAGUCUACCCCACUAAAAACAACCAUCGGAUGUUAACACAUAUGCACCGUAUCACAGUAGAACCACUGUGAAGCAAUAGUUGAAUGUUUUUCUUUUUCACCUUUUUAGAUGAGAUAACUGCUAGUUUCCGUCGUUUCGGACACCUCUUUGUGGACUGGCCUCACAAGGCAGAGAGCAAAUCUUACUUUCCCCCGAAAGGUGAGUCACGUUUUAAGUCAACCUACUGCUACUGUCCUUAUCGCCACAUACAGCAGUGCUAUCAAAAUGUACUAUCAGAAUUGACUAUUGAGGUCGAAAUAGUCUGAAAUGUUAGAACAAACUCAUGAGCAGAGCGGUCUUACCGUCGGCAGUCAUUUCCAGCAGCAGACAGAGAAUGAAACGGUAGAGGUAAGCGUUAAGUCCUCUAGUAAUCUCUGUCAGUGUUCUGUGUAGGUGGUUUGAGUGGCCUUGUCCUCUGUCGUUUGCUCUGUAGGUUAUGCCUUCCUGCUGUUCCAGGAGGAGAGCUCUGUGCAGGCCCUGAUUGAGGCCUGUAUUGAAGAGGAUGGCAAGCUCUACCUAUGUGUGUCCAGCCCCACCAUCAAAGACAAGCCGGUGAGCAGAUUGCACCAUCACCCAUCUGCUAAAUAUCUUCUCUCUCCUUCUCUCAUACUAUUGUGAAAGAUAUCAAGAUGCAGCACCACAGCAGCAUUUUACUGCGUCAUGUUUUAUUUAGUGAGCCCAUUCGAUUAGUCGCUGACCAAGUGAAUAACCAAGCAGCCACCCUUCUUUGUAGAAUUGGCUUUGCAUCGUUAAAGGCAUAACAUGGUAGACAUGACAAACGUUAAGACGUGACAUGUUGUGAUACAUAUGUCUCCCUGUGUAUAUGUUUAACAGGUCCAGAUCCGCCCCUGGAACCUGAACGACAGUGACUUUGUGAUGGACGGCUCCCAGCCUCUGGACCCCAGGAAGACCAUAUUUGUGGGUGGGGUGCCACGCCCUCUCCGUGCAGGUAACCUAUUGACCCUGGUCAGCUAAAGCCACACUUCCAUUGGCACUUUAGUCCUGAGGUGUGUUCCAAAUGGCAACCUUUUCCCUAUAUAGUGCACUACUUUUGACUAGGGCCCAUAGGGAAUUUGGGAUGCAGCCCUAGCUCCUCUAUGGUAUAUUAAAACCGGUUAGAUGAGUGUUGCAUUUCAUCACAUCAGCAUGUAUGUAAUGGGGGAGAAGGGAGGACUUUCGUACAGCUAUUUGGAACAUUAUGGCCAAGUUCGGAAUGUCACAUUAAAUCUAUGAGGCUAGACCCUGGAAUUGUGCUGCAGUCUAACCCAUCUGUAACCUGUGUUUCCCUCCUUCCACAGUGGAGCUGGCCAUGAUCAUGGACAGGCUGUAUGGAGGGGUGUGCUAUGCAGGUAUCGACACAGACCCAGAGCUCAAGUACCCCAAGGGAGCAGGGCGGGUGGCCUUCUCUAAUCAGCAGAGCUACAUUGCUGCUAUCAGCGCUCGUUUUGUCCAACUGCAGCACGGAGAAAUUGAUAAACGGGUUAGUGAAGGCUCUUUUUUUCUCUCUCAGGCAAAUACAGCAUUACACAAACAAAUAUGCAGAAGGACAGAAAUGUUGUACAAAACAGAUAAAAGGCUCUUGUCUCAUGUCUUUUAAAAGGGCAUUGUUCUUUAUUGUAAUGGUUUUAAAAGAUUAAAGAAAAAUAUUUGUUGGCAUUUUGACUGGGGCAUACGAAGACAGAAAACAAAUGUCUUGUACUUUUAACCAGCUGCCACCUGCAGAAGAAUUUGGCUAUUUCACUCAGCCAAAAUCAGUCAAACUGGAAUAAUUGUUCACAAAUUAAUAUGUGCCAAGCCAACGUGUCUCUACUUUUGUAGUGACUUGAGAAUUUUUGUAGAUAAAAUGUUUUGUAAAAAGGAUGGAAUGUGCGUAAUUGUCAGUACAAUUAUGUGUUGUGUGUAAAAUCUUUGAAGAUAAACUAUAUAUACAAAAGUAUGUGGACACCCCUUCAAAUUAGUGGAUUCUGCUAUUUCUGCCACACCCGUUGCUGACAGGUGUAUAAAAUCGAGCACACAGCCGUCCAAUCUCCAUAGACAAACAUUGGCAGUAGAAUGGCCUUACUGAAGACCUCAGUGACUUUCAACAUGGCACCGUCAUAGGAUGCCACCUUUCCAACAAGUCAGUUCGUCAAAUUUCUGCCCUGCUAGAGCUGCCCUGGUCAACUGUAAGUGCUGUUAUUGUGAAGUGGAAACGUCUAGGAGAAACAACGGCUCAGCUGACAAAGUGGUACGCCACACAAGCUCACAGAACGGGACUGCCGAGUGCUGAAGCGCGUAGCGAGUAAAAAUCAUCUGUCCUCGGUUGCAACACUCACUACCGAGUUCCAAACUGACUCUGGAAGCAACGUCAGCACAAGAACUGUUCGUCGGGAGCUUCAUGAAAUGGGUUUCCAGGGCCGAGCAGCUGCACACAAGCCUAAGAUCACCAUGCACAAUGCCAAGCGUCGGCUGGAGUGCUGUAAAGCUUGCUGCCAUUGGACUCUGGAGCAGUGGAAACGCGUUCUCUGGAGUGAUGAAUCACGCUUCACCAUCUGGCAGUCCAACAGACUAAUCUGGGUUUGGCGGAUGCCAGGAGAACGCUACCUGCACGAAUGCAUAGUUUAUAAUUGUCUGGGGCUGUUUUCAUGGUUCGGGCUAGGCCCCUUAGUUCCAGUGAAGGGAAUCUUAAUAAUAAUAAUAAUAAUAUGCCAUUUAGCAGACGCUUUUAUCCAAAGCGACUUACAGUCAUACGUGCAUACAUUUUUGUGUAUGGGUGGUCCCGGGGAUCGAACCCACUACCUUGGCGUUACAAGCGCCGUGCUCUACCAGCUGAGCUACAGAGGACCACAUCUUAACACUACAGCAUACAAUGACAUUCUAGACGAUUCUGUGCUUCCAACUUUGUGGCAAGAGUUUGGGGAAGGCCCUUUCCUGUUUCAGCAUGACAAUGCCCCCGUGCACAAAGCGAGGUCCAUACAGAAAUGGUUUGUCGAGAUCGGUGUGGAUGAAUUGGGAUGAAUUGAAACGCUGACUGCAAGCCAGGCCUAAUCGCCCCAACAUCAGUGCCUGACCUCACUAAUGCUCUUGUGGCUGAAUGGAUGCAAGUCCCCGCAGCAAUGUUCUAACAUCUAGUGGAAAGCCUUCCCAGGAGAGUGGAGGCUGUUAUAGCAGCAAAGGGGGGACCAACUCCAUAUUAAUGCCCAUGGUUUGACGAGCAGGUGUCCACAUACUUUUGGUCAUGUAGUGUACAUGAAUGUAAAUUAAUCCUAGCUUUGUUCUCUAGUGGGUGUUUGACAGAUAGUCUUCUGUCUCUCUCUCUGUCUCUCUCUCUGUCUCUCUCUCUGUCUCUCUCUCUGUCUCUCUCUCUGUCUCUCUCUCUGUCUCUCUCUCUGUCUCUCUACAGGUGGAAGUGAAGCCAUACGUCCUGGACGACCAGCUGUGUGAUGAGUGUCAGGGAACCCGGUGUGGGGGCAAGUUUGCCCCUUUCUUCUGCGCCAACGUCACCUGUCUCCAGUAUUACUGUGAAUACUGCUGGGCGGCCAUUCACUCGCGCGCCGGCCGUGAGUUCCACAAGCCACUGGUAAAGGAAGGAGGGGACCGGCCUAGGCACAUCUCCUUCCGCUGGAACUGA
Coregonus sp. 'balchen' is the source of this 20380-nucleotide messenger RNA. NCBI's taxonomy places the organism in Eukaryota, Metazoa, Chordata, Actinopteri, Salmoniformes, Salmonidae. The record is from the annotation of a GenBank genome assembly.